Molecule: messenger RNA, 1626 nt
Organism: Dufourea novaeangliae
Lineage: Eukaryota; Metazoa; Arthropoda; Insecta; Hymenoptera; Halictidae
Exons: 1
Coding region: 1-1626 (541 amino acids)
Source: RefSeq, a predicted model, not a curated record
AUGUUGGGCGUGAGUCAACCGGGAAACCCGCCCUCGAGCUUGCGACACUCGGCGAGCUUCUCUUGUUUGCAACGUGGCACCACGAGCGAGGGCCAUCGAGCAAGAACCUCGACGUUAUUGCAACAGCCCAGUCUGCAGUUGAGCAGCAGCCAUCAUCAAUACGCGUCAGGUCAAACGUCCCUGCUGCAACAGUCCACCGGAACGGUACAGCACCGUGUCGAGGCGUUGGAGUCCCUUCAGGACAGCAACGACUACGGUUUCGUGAAGAUCAGGCCCCGUUUACGGAGCACGAACGCGACCUUGUACCACGAGGAGGAGGUAGCCGCUCAGAAAACAGCCCUAUGGGACCGGGACACAUCGGCGUUAAGCGAUCGGGAAUGCGAGACGAACUAUCGGGAUUGUUCAUUGAAGGUGAAGGAUCGGGAACACUCGCCAAAAGGUAGCUCAUCGAAGAACCAGAACCCUUUACGGGGUGCCUUGAUACUGUUCACGUCGACAUCUUCCUGGUGGAAGGCCAGGCAACGCGAGGAUCAGCUGACUGGUACAGAACGUGCCCUAACCGCGACCACCACCACCACAACAACAGUGACUACGUCCUCCGAGCGAAAGUGGUCGAGCACCUCGAUGGCGUCUCCGUCGAACGAACGUAAAUGGGUACCGUCCGUGACCUCGCCUGGGAACGAUCGGAAAUGGUCGGUGGGGAAUACAGGGGCGCUCACGUCGCCCGGUAACGAGAGGAAGUGGACCAGAUCCUCGGUGUCCUCGAGCUCCGGGAGCGGCGGCCAACAAGACCGGAAGUGGCGGUCCCUGGGCGCGUUGCUGAGGGCUCCCACGGGUACCAGUUCGCACAGUGGAGGUGUACAGCAUUCUUUAUCCCAUAACAUGAGCGUCUCGAUGAUCGAGGGCACCGAGCACUUUCGGGACGAUGUGCGCACCGGUUCUGGUUACAAGUCGACCCGUUACCAACAGCCGACCUCCUAUUCGGCUAGGGUGUCGCGUGUCAGCAGGGACGUUUACAGGGAGAACGGAGAAUUCGGUCAGAUUGGACGAUCGAAGGUCAGCCGUAGAUUGUAUCAGGAUAGUAACGAGGAUAGGGACGUGGAGGAAAGACGUCAUCAUCAGACCAGACAUCAGUUAGAGGAUGAUUGUCGCGGUAGAUCGACACGCGAUGGUCUCUCGAAGCCAGAGUUAACGGAUCCCCGUGUUACAUCGACGAGAUCUAGCAGAGCGCAGAGCUUUUAUCUUCUGGAUGAUUUUCUUCGGCCACAACCACAACCGAACAAAUGUAUGUUGAAUGUUUAUUUGUCACCGUCGCACUCAAAGUCGGCCAACGAACACGGACGAUCUGGCGAGACGAAGCAAACGUCGCAGGGGAACGUCACGAACAUCACGCCGCCGAGGCGUCAUAAUUCUAGCUCGGAUAGCCUCGAGGUGGCGACCAGCCCGCUACCGCCACCUGUACCGCCGCCGCCGCCCCAGGUGAACGCACGGGAUCGUGACAGGGGCGAGAACGGGAAGGAAAAGGACGUGUGCCCGUGCAAAAUGUGCUGGACCAAUAUGCAGCAGAGAUCGUUCGUUGAUGAGGUAAGUCCCCGCACGGUAUGGGAACAUCGUUCAUGGGGAUAA